This is a messenger RNA of Xyrichtys novacula (pearly razorfish), 40598 nucleotides long. Lineage: Eukaryota; Metazoa; Chordata; Actinopteri; Labriformes; Labridae. The record is from the annotation of a GenBank genome assembly.
ACUUCCGUUUCCAAACGUCUCUGCCAUGGGAAUUAAUCAGCGUUAAGGAGUAGGCUAGCAUUUUGAAUCACACAGGCUAGCACUAAUCCAUUUUUAAACCUAAAUUUAAUUCUUAAGUAGGAAACGGUAAGCGUAACUUCAACAUUCAACAUGAAUAUCUUUGCGAAGCGGACCGCGCUCAACCUAACAACCGGAGCCAUGGGCUGUAUGCUCCCUCAAAAUGGAGUCGCGGACGGACAGAUGCACUACGGCCCGGGAGCGUCCUCGCCUCAGAUCCCGAUAGGUCCAUCUAAAGAGCCUCACAACGGGAACGUGGAGACCCCGAAGAGGCCGAAGGAGCUGGGGGUGAACUCUGGGAAAGGAUUUGCAGCGACGAAAGGGUUUCGGGAAGACAGCGACGACAUCGACGACGGGUCUCUGCCGUGCACUCCGGAGCUCCAGUCGGACAGUGAAACCGACAUGAGCAGCUGUCCGUCGGGGUUCGAGGUUCUGGAGAGUGACACGAGGCAACUCCUCAGCCAGUUCCUCAGAGAAUAUACAGGACUGUCAAAGCCUGGCUGGAAGGAGACGAGUGCGUUAUCGACCAUGAAGAGAGUAGUGGAGGACGUUUUGGCGAAGCACAGAUACGCAUACAAUGGUGAGAGCUGGGGCUUUUUCAGACCUGAGACUGAGCUGCUCUUAGCUGUUAGCACUUUUAGCUUCUAGACUGCUUCACUUAGAGUUAACAAACAUGUAUAAACCUGUUUAUUUACUUUCAAAGACUGUUCUUCCCAAGGGAAUUUAUGUUAGCACCACUUUAUUACAUUUUACCGUUUGAUUGUUAAACAGAUUUUUAUUAUGUGCUUUUAUAAUAGGCCAUUCUGUGUGACUCAGCUGCAAAACACUAAUAGGACACGUAAUAUAAGAUUUAUCUGAGGACAUAGAAACAUAAUUAUGUUAUAAAGUCCAAAGUCCUCUGGAUAUCUCUUAUGGAAACUUCUACCUGAGAAAAUCUGCAGGAAAUGGUGCAUAAAGCUUAAUUCAUUGGGAAACUCAUAGUUAUACUUAUAGAGACAAGUCGAGCAACAGCAUCUAGGUAUUAAUAGCUAUUAUUAUCUAUUUUCCAUACUCUUGAGUUCUGCACAAUUUAUAUGAAUCACCAAACUAAAUCUCUUGUUCUCAUGUAGGUAUGAUCAACAAACUGUCACUGGAUGACAGAGGGGAAGAUGCGAGCUAUGUCAGUGCAGUAGCAAAGAGCCUCUUCGCAGAUGGAACAACAAACUGGGGCAGGAUCGCAAGCCUGGUGGCCUUCGGAGCAGCUGUGUCUCAGUACCUGAAAGAGAAGGGCAGAGGGGACUGUGUGGAGCUGGUGGCGCAGGAGAUCUCUUCGUAUCUGCUGUCAGACCAGAGGGACUGGCUGGUCAAAAACAACUCUUGGGUGAGUGAGUCAGGCCUGAAAGACGGGAUGUAGAAGAAAAAAGUGGUUGCAUAACUGCCCCCAUUGUGCAACGUAGCCUACGUGUCAGACGGGCUUGAGUCUUUGCCCUCAGAAUCUAAUGUUUUAAUCCUUUCUUUCCAGGACGGCUUUGUUGACUUCUUUAGAGUAGCAGACCCCGAGUCCACGGUGAGGACGACGCUCAUGGCCUUUGCUGGAUUUGCAGGGAUUGGGGCGACGCUGGCCCUGUUGAUCAGGUGAACUUCUGGACUCUUAAGAGACUUAUUUUUUACACAAGUUGGACUUCAAAACAAUGGACAGUGAAGCUGAACUGUGUGGAUGUCUUCACGUUUUUUCACGGACUCGACUUCAACAACCAGCUUGACAAUAAGUGACUUUUCAAACAGCAGCCAACCUUUCAAACAAUUAGGUUUAUUUAAUUUACAAAGAAAUUUAUUUUUAUAAUAAAUGUAAAAAUGUGCAUCAAGUCGACCUAGAAAGGUUCUGAGCACUCAGAUGACGAGGUUUUUGCUUGAUUGCUUUUUUUCUCACGAUGUUCCUGUGCUGACGGUGUCUGUGAGGCCAAGGCUGGAUGGGAAAGCUGCGGUGUCAUGCAGUCAUGAAGCCCAUUUCUUUUGAGCCCAUUCAUAACCCCUGGAUCCUUUACCGUGUGAGGGGAGGAGGGGGCGGAUUUGCAUGAGUGUAGCGCUACUUCCUUGUUAUGAAAAUGUUGGAUUCUGCAGGAAAACCGCACACAGGACUUCUUGUUGUUAAGGCUGGAAAGUUUGAGUCUGUUUGGAAAAAUGAACAAGGACUUUGAGUUGUGUUGAUCACUUGCAUCAAAGUUGACUUCAGUUUGUGGACUAAAGAGGCGAACACCGACAAUUCUAGAUAGUUCAUCCAGCUGUAAGCUAACACAGAUCUAUAUAAAACAAUAAAAAAUCAAUACAAAUCACAUGUUUGACCUUUUGAUAUGGUCUUUCUGUCAGGGGUUGAAGGUUACAUGUUCACUCAUCCUGGUUCUGUUGUCAUAAAUCAAGUGACCUCGUUUUAAACUAACUUUAACUCCAACGCACGUCUCAGCCUUUGAUGUCAAUUCACACCACGCCCCGAAACACAGCCACAGCUUUCGUUUCCUAGAAAUAAGAUGAGGCUGUGGUCGCGCCUCCAGCGCUCCGAGCCGCUCAGCUGCAUCUGCAGUUUUUGUGCGAGCUGCAGUCGACAGAGUUGUUAUCUGCAAAAAGCUGGUGCACAGAGCCUGCUGCACUAGCAGGAGUUAGAUUAUGAAACUAGGGUAAAAAAAAAAAAAAUUCACAGUUCAUAACCGCCUGAAAGUUUCACAGCAGUACUGUAUAUGCCUGAAAGUCUCUCUGCUGCCUGGAGACUGGUGAGAUGUUCAAAUUAGGAUGCUGAGUACUUAGUUUGUUUAAAAGUUUUUCAUUGUGGGUCUUUCAACACAAAAUUCAGCCAAAUUCUCCUGACCCAGUCUGAAUCUUUGACGUGUUUUGUAGUUUGGAGGUUUCUUGAAUCCUCUAGGUUAAACCCUCCCCCAUGUCCUUUUGUUCUGGAGCUUGAACCUAAAUGAAGAAAUAUAUUCACCCUACUUGUCUUUGAAAUGCGUUUGAAAACUUGAAAUCCAAGUCUAAACCGUAUCAGACCUCAGACAGCAGGAUCCCUGGUGAUGCUGCGUGGCUGCACCCUUGUUUGUUCAGAUCCUCCCCGUUGUCUCGGGUUACAGGACAAACACAGCGCUCAUUGAGGCCUUUGGAGGAAAUGGAGUAGAGCUGCUCUCCAUGGUGAUGAUUCACAGCAGACCUCCCCGUGUCCUCUCCUGCUGCUAAUGAUGUUAGCCUCCACCCAGGUUACCCCGGCACAGUUCAUUGUGAAGAACAUGCUGCUGCUCUGUGGGGAAUUAAGGCUGAGGCAAUCUGCUUCAGCAGUUUGCACCAUCCGCUGGUGGACUGGGGGGUGCAGAAACAGGCCAAACAGUCUUGGGGCUGAAUAGGCGAAGAGCAGAAGUCUCUGAACAUCCUUGAUGUGGUGAGCAUGCUCAUUAGGGACAUCCAUUAUUUAGGUGUUUAUGCAUAUAUUACUGUGUUCUUACUGACUUAAUAUGUUUUACCCAUUUGUAUUUAAAUUACUCCUUGAUUGGUUCAGUGUUCAAACUCAGGUUGGGUCAAGUGUUCUCUAUAUGCAAAUAACAACAACAAUAACAUCAUUGCAAUACUUAGGCUUAACUGCACAUACAGGAAACUAAUGCAAGGUACUCCAGCAACUAUUGCAUGGCUUUAGCAGAACAUACAUCCACACCGACUCUCUUAGAUCGUUGCACAGUAACUUUAGAUUAGUGGCCAGCCUGGGUUUGUAGUAGAUUGAUGAUUUUGCUUUAAUCCUGUCUGUAUAUUCUGAGCAUAAAAAACUUUAAAAUGCAUAUUUACAGGUCUUAUUUCUGCAAUAUAAACCAGCAGCAUCAAAAGGAAAACACUACAGCCAGAAGCUUUAAACUCUCUCCAUUGAGCUGGCUCUCUGUCAGAUAGAUCACCCUAAAUUACCUGUGAGGAUCUUCCUGUUUGUGUCAACUUGAUCUUGUCCUGUCCAAAUGCAAGUUGUCACAUUGCUUUUAGCAAAUUUUACUGUUUUUUCUUACCUAUCCUAGUCGUUUGUUCCCACAACCACAGCUAACAGAGGUUUAAGGUCAUUAAAAAUGACUAUUGUCAGUCUUGCUGAUUGUACAGAUGGCUUUUAGAGCUUUUAAGUUAUAUUUUAUCCCAGUACUACAUCGCAAGACUGUCUCUUUAUUGGUCCAAAUUAAAAUUAAAAUUAAAAUGCUUAGCAGGAGCUUUAGGGCGGCUUCAUGGAGGAAACAAACGAGGCAUCAGGAUGCGCAGGUGAUCGAGGAUAUUAAUACUGAUAGAGAUGUUACAGUCUGACAUUUUUAACGAUUAAACUAGUCCAGUAAACGAACAUAAUCAUAGAAAAAAUACAGAUUUCCACACAUUAAAAUGUCCAUUUCUGCCUGUGUGUUUAGUGAAUAAGUCACACAGUGUGAUAGCUUCUCUAUGUUUUCUGGAUGUGACAUUUCAACACAUCAUGAUAAUGUGUUAUUAACUUUUCAUACAUGGGGCCGCAGAUGGACGAGCAGGUGAGCGCACCCCAGGUAUGGGGACCACGGUCCUGCCAGCGGUCGCGGACUUGAGUCCGGCCCCGACCAUGUGCUGCAUGUCCUCCCCCAACCCUAUCUCCCCACAUUUCACCCUGUCCUCUCUAUAAGAGGCAAAAAUUACCCAAAAAACUUUCCAUAGCAGAAUCAAAAAAGCUCAAACAUGAAUAAUGCAGAUUAGGGUUUAAAAAUAGAAACAGGUCUUAAUAACUAUCACCAAAUAACAGCAUAAACCAACAAUGUCAUAUGGUGACAAUCAUCACUCUAUUCAAAUGUCCAAGUAUCAUAGCUGACAGACCAAUAAAGUCCAUAUCAGAAUGACCUUUGAGAGAUCAUCUCAUGUUUGUACAUCUACAGCUCUUACUCAAAAACAUGCACUUAUACAAGAUUAGAUAAAUGGUCGACUGCACAUGUUAUAUUCUCAUCAACAGGAGAGAAAUAUAGAAAUAUCUGAACCAAAACUGUCCAUUUCUUCACCUGAACCUUUGGGCGACCAGAGUUCAUGUCUCAGAGGGGGGGUUAUUGGGUUCCUCUUCUCUGCGAAAGUGUUCGAUACCAAAGCAAGAGACAGAUGCAACUGUGUGAUUCAACAACUGAAAGUGGUUAGCAGUCGGGCUCUUGCAGCCGUGGUUUCUUAUUGCACAUCUGCGUUUUGCAAAAACAAAAAAUACCGAAGAAAGAAGUUAAAAACAUUUUAAAGUGAAUCAACAAAUUGUGCACAAACUUUUGCAGGGCAUCACACAGACGUGUAAGACUGCACACCUGCUUUUCAGACGUGCAGCACGGCUACCUUCGACUCAGUUCCUUCAGAUUUGGUUAAACAAACUGAAGUGUUUCCUCUGCUGAGACAGAGCUCCACAGUAAAACAACUGGAGAGCCUUUAGAAACCUCAGGGCAGGUGAUCACAUUCCCAGAGUGGGAUAGUUUUAAGGAGUGGUUUUACAGCUAUUGUCUCUGCACAUACUUCACAUUCAGAUACUGCUGGGAGUAUUGAUUAUAUCAAGCUGCGGCCCAGCCCAGAGCUGGAUUCAGGACCAGCUCAUGCAGACUUUUGCAGAGUUUUUGCACCUGAAUCUCUCACAGAGUUUACUUCUGUGCUGAGUAUUUUUGGGGAUGUGGGCUUUCUGGCGGCUUCAAGAAGGAAGUCUGAAGUCUUACACAAGUGAGAAACUCUCAACAACACAUAACAUCAUAGCUGACGAUACUCUCAGAACCGUAUAAAUCAUGUUUCUUCAUGUUUCAUUGCUCUAAGCUUUCUCCUUGAAGCCUGCUGCACUUUAUUUUGCAGUUUGGUAACUCGAGCUCCGAGGAACAGCCUUCUCACAGCGGCACAGCAUUGGCUGUGGGGCCUCUGCACUUCCUCGUAGCAACAGCCCGCCCCCGUGAUCUCAAAAAAGCAACAGUUUCUGGGAAGUCAGCUGACGCACACAAAGUUUAUCUUUAACAGGAGGAGUACUCGUCGCAGAGUUACUUGUUAAAACCAGCAAAUACUCAGAAUUCCGAGUCUGAGAUGCAAAGAUAGGCCUCGUCUUCGUAAUUAAAGUCACACUCAGAGAGACUUUGAGAAACUAAAAAGUAGAAACUGCUGCAGAAGAAAACUUUAAAAAGUCUCUAAAGUAAACAUUUUAAAUCCUGACCCCAGACUCUUUAAGUGAAAUACUCCAAACUUCUCUGUCCCCUCUUGAGCACAGUAUCUUAGACCUGUCUCAGGAAAAGGACCUAAUUUUGCACAAAUAACCUUUCAGACUCAGACCUCAGGGACAUUUAGCACAAACAUGACUUUAGGCUCCAGGGAGAACUGGUCUGAUCCCAUUUCCAAGGAUUUUUCUUCAGAAUUUGGCACAACUCAGUCAUAAAAGUUCCCAAGUCCACUUCUAACAUGCAGUCUGCUCUAUUUUUUAAAGUUUAAUAUCCUGCUUCUUUAGUUUCAGAUCAGCUGAGUUUUUCCCAAAGACAAGACCAGGAAAGUUUAUACAUGAAAGUCCACAUUUCAGCAAGAUAUUAGAUGCAAAGUGUUUUAAAUAAAACUACAGAGUAUCAGGCCCCCAUUCCCUCCUCCGAGCUCAGAGUAUGAUGGGAGGCUUUGCAGUGUCUCUGAACUUUUCUCUCUAAAUAUCUCACAGUCAUACAUUCAGAAGAAGUUUAAGCUUGUUAAGUUCUGUUUUUGUUUAAAAGACUCCUCACUUUAGGACGAGUCAGACCGUGCAUGUGGGCGUCUCGGCUGCAUAUGGUGGAUCAGCACCAUCUCUAGCAUUUUUGACCGAGCAGCAAAACCAGACAGAACACCAGCUGUAUCACAUCAACAGUCCUCCUCCUCCAUUUCCAUCUGAUGGUUUCCGUUUUUCCCAAAGAUUUCCUCACGUAAUCGUCCAAACUUUUUAGAGUUUUGGCAGGAAAAGCACAGGUGAAAAUUUGGCUGUUUGGGUUCAUGCGUGCAGUUCGCCCGGGCAAAUUUGGGAAGUUCUCGACACACUUGAUAUUAGAUGCUACACUUCUUUAUUAAUAAUGGACAAUCAAAGCUAUUUAUGGCAAGCAGUUAACAAGACAACCCGGAGUAGAGGCUUAAAUAGUUAAUCAAUAUUUCACAUUUGAUCAGUCAUAAAAGUAUUAGUAUUAAUCUUUCACACUCCCUUUAAAACUGGGUCAAUUUAAAGAUCCAGUCUGCCCAGAUUUAGAUCAUUGCCCGGCAUUAACCCUCUUGUCCUCCCUCUUAACCUCCUCUGCAGGAAGACCCGUAUUUGCAAGCAUUUAAAUCAAACAAGGAUUUUCUUUUAACCAAGAGUAAGUGCAGCGUGACUGAACGGCGAAGGCCUACAACUACAGGGCAAUGAUCCGGUCUUCACAUGGGCUUUCUGACCCAGUAUUAGUAAGUGGUUCUCUUGAUUUCCAGCCCAUACUGCUCAGUUUAUAUUAUCAUUCUUAAAUAAAAUACAAUAACAAACCUGAGACCAACAAUUCUAACAAUUUCCAAUUUUGGAAAACGAGCAGAAUUCACAACAUUUAUGCAAAAAUAGAUUUGCAUGUGUACCUCCUCGAUUAGAAAAUAAAUAACUCCGCAGAGACUUUGAUGCUUGUCACAUCUGCUAUUUUGACUGACACACAAAGCUGCCUCUCUAUCCAGCUCUAUAAAUGGACGUCAGCACAUUUGUUUGUAGCCUUAUUUGCUUGCCCAGGAAUAGAACAAAGUUGAUAUUUACACCCAGCCCCACUCAUCACCCUAUUCAAAUUCGGGACUAUAUCAAGAGCUGUGGUGUCCUCCCAAGAUAUCAAGGCCCCAGAAUGCACCAAAAAUGGAUCGGUCCGACACGAGAUUAAACAAAGUCACAGAGAAAGUGAAGAGACUGGGACAAAGACACAUGCCAGAUGGAUCGUUGGAGGAUUUAGACAGACAGUAGUCCAUACAUGUCUCUGAUUAUACUCUCUUGUCCAACAAAUAAAAGCAUAAAUCUUCUGCUCUAAGUCUGAAUCUUUGCACAUUGACCGUCAUUUUGUAGAGUCACACUCUCUGUACUCGAAGAAUAUUUCUAGAAGUGCUUAUUUGAGUCAUCUCAGCUCUCUGUGCUUCACCGCUGUUCACAAAAACAACCCCUAGUGCUCACCGUGCAUCUUCUAAACUUCCUACGCCUCGUUAUAUUCUCGAUCGAGAGUAAAAAUAGUCAGAGGUCGCAGGUCAAAGGACUUUCACUCAUCAUCCCCUCAGCCUGAACUCUGAUCUUUUAGUUCCUCGUGGUGUGGAUGGUUAUCGCGGAUCAAAUUUAAUCCAUGGGGUGAUGUUUCAUGUUCCUCUCUGUCCUGAGUCAUCUCUACUUUUAAAACUUUACUCUUUGACUGGUGACUGUAAUGCAGUAUUUAGAUACGGCUUAUCCACGGCUGUACACUAUCGUUUUCUGCAGUAGAUGACCUCAUGAAACCUUUGCUCAGUGUUUAUGUUCAAACUGCACUAAGACACUCAUAAAAGAUCAAACUUCUUACACUUUAGAAAGUAUCUGAUUUAAAAUGGACACGUUUUGGUCAUCACUUUAACUGUUUGAUAUUUCAGAGUUUGCAGAGUGCUUUUAUAAAAUUCAAGCGUUUAUUAUCUAUGUCAAACUUCAAAUGUGCCGCUUUGACCACUUCAUGCACAGUUUUGCUCGAAGUCCAGCAGUGACCAUAUUUGGAUGUGAAAGUGGAUCAGACUUUGCUGCUUGUUUAUCCUGGUUCUAAAGACUGCCAACAUGAUAAGUCCGUCUAUCACACGGAGCCAGCCCUCAUGUUAAGUCAGAGUGAACUUCUUGAAGAAACACUUUGUGCCAGACAGAAAGUCACCCCUUAUUAGGAGAAACUCGUGUUAUCUCUCACCAUUGUCCUCAACGAGCCAAAGACAAUUCUCUCACCAGCGCCGGCUCAUGUGUGUGAAGGAUUAUUUUACCUCCUGCUGAACCUCAAAAACAUCACCCUGUUUACCAAAACUGAAAGGGUCUGUUGAUUGAGGCCUUUUACUUCCAUGGAAAUCAAACUGAAACUAAAGUAAGCUCCUUUUCCACACAGUUAGAAGAUGGAUUUGCAGCAUGUGAAGUCGCCCCCUGCUGGUCGUAUGAAAACAUACAAAUUUAAUGCACUUUUAUAUUGGGUAAAGAAGUUUCCCAAACUUUCAGCAGAAGAAGACUCGAGUGGCUUAUUGAUAUGAUUAAAGUAUUAAGUGUCGUCUUAACGUCUCAGACUGUUAGCUUUGAACGUUUUCAGACACAAAAUGCACACACUGUUAUGUUACAGUAUCAGCUCUAAACACAGAACAGUACGACGCAGAAACUGACAGUAAAAUCCACACCCUCUGUGAGACCGACAGCCUCCCAGUGUUUCCGUAACAUCCAGGAACUUGUUUAUUUGUAGAUUAUUAUUUGAUUAUUUGUAGUUUUCUAUUUUCUUUUAUCUCAGACAUGUAAUCUUUGACACGCACCUUGACAUGUUUCAGCAGAAACUUUCGCCUUCCUCAGAAGUGUCACUUGGCGAUAGGUGUGACGCAUCAAAUCAGCUAGUGUUACAGAGGCGUGAUCCUCCUGUCGGUUUUUUUGACAAGACCGUCACGUCUCUGCAGGACGCUGCUCUAAAAGUGUGAGAGCAUGUAGGCCCCCUUAUCCCUUUUCAUCGUCCACGGGCCCCGUUUCCUUAUUUCGAUGGCUCCCCUAUCCCAGCGCUGGUGCUUAUUGUCCUCGGUGCGGAUGACUCUGGCCUUAAUCAAAUUUACUGGAGGGUUACGCCUCCAUAACACCGACUGAUAUGGUGCGUCACACCUACCACCAAGCGACACUUCCUGGUAAGACGGAUGUUUCCGCCGAAAAUGUAAAGGUACAGGAAAAAGAUUUACACGUCUGAGAUAAAUGAAAAUAGAAACGUAUUUCAAAGAAACUGAAGACAAAAUGAACGUCGUUCAACUAGAGAUGAUUAGUGGUUUUUAGAGACCGUCCUGAUCCAGUCUCUUUAAAGAAUAAAGCUAGUCUGUGAUGAGUUGUGUAUAAAUUCUGGGGGAUUAGCCAAGAAGCAACCUCCAGUCUUAAGAUUGGACGCCAAAAACUGCAGUACCAUAAGUGCCCAUGUGAGGCACUAGAAACCACGUACACAAGUAGCCAAAACAAAAAAACAACAUGUUUACAGCCUGGUUCGAAAUCCAGAGUCCUUUGUAGUGAUGCUCCUUCAAGACAAAUAUUGUCUGUGCUUUAAUAAUUCAACAAAGAAACCGCUCGAUUUCAGCAGUUUUUUCAGUAUCUUCCAAACAUAUAUGGUCAAAUGCAAAAAAAAUACAACAAUUAUGUGAUACCGGCUUUGUUUAACCCCUAACCUACUCUCUUAUUAGUCGUAUUAGCCGCUAAAAGGGAUAUCAGCUGACCUGAAGUUACCUUUUGCAUUUCAACCCCAUAAAAAAACUGUUUUUUCGUCACUCUGGAAACAAACAUUAAUUAUUGAGUCAUCAGCGUGGGAACAAAUGUUCAAUAUCCCCACAAAUUGAUGAAAAAAAUCUAAAUCUGUCCUGAUUGGAUAGGUUCGUUUGUUGUACUUCCUCCAUGAUCUAAUCUUAGUGAUUUUUUUAACGUGCAGAAAAAUUCAAACGGCUCGUUCUGCUCUCAGACGUCAUCUCCGUGUCCUGGCUUUGCCCGGGCAGAUGUUGUCACGUCUGCUCGCUCUCAGAACACAGUGUACUCUGAGCAGGUUGUUGACCCUUCAUUAGGUCAUUGGAGGCUCGCCAUGUUUUGUUUUGCAGAGGAAAGUGAGAACAGUUUGGCAACGAGGCAAACAUUCACUGUUGGGAGAGGGAGGACCGAUGUUCCCAGAGAGAGAUUCCCGGGCCUGUUUUAGACGGGAAGGAAGUUGGAGGACAUUUGUUCUAAGAAUAAACGUUCCACAGUAGCUGUGCUCACACGGCGCUCGCUCCUAAUCUGGCACAUAUUCAGAUAUUUUUCAAACCAUAACAUGCCCUGUGUUUUUCUCCUUCAGUCUGUGGUUUCUUUCUUGUUCUUUUGAUUCCAGUUUGUGAAUCAGAUUGAAAGUGAAAGAGAAAAGGAUUAAGAGCUAACAGGGUCUUUCAGCUGCUUUAAAUUUCUUUGCAUGGACUCAAAAGUGCAAAUGAAUCCAGAGCUCACGGCCCGUCUAUUCAAGUCCAGAACAAAGAGGACGGGAAAUUCUUCUUUGAUUGUUCAACACAAAUCUGCAGGUGUUGUUUCUGCUGUUUCAGAGGUUCUCAGGUUAAAACUUUCAAGUUAAGUUGAAAGUAAACUCUCCAGCUGAGAUAAAACAGGUCUGACGAUCUGUCCAUGACUUGGCUCAAGCAAAAGUCGAUGUUAUGUUCUGAUUUUCUGUCGUUGGACAUGCAGAUAAUGAGGUUAGGGAUCAGUUUUAUCCUCCUUGUAUACGCCUCCUUUGGACUGAAACUGAAAAAACUGCUUCUGUGUCGAGCCAUGACAGCUGAACCUGUGCCAAAUGUGUUUUAAUUGAGGUUGAUAUUGUUGUGCAGCAGCUGAUCAUACAGAGAGGGAGACGUUAGAGUAGACAGACUGUACCAUCACUGAGGAAGAUGAUGGGGGACAGCAGCGGUACCAGACACGUCCGGCACCAAGCAGACCAAUCACAGGGCUCGCAGAUUUACUGUCAUUCAACGCUGAUGUCCUGUUUUAUUUACUUGAUAAGUUUUUUUUAUCAGAGGCAACAAUGAAAGAAAACAAGAUAAAGACACAAACAACCUUGAAACUGGAAAACUGCCAUCUGGGACUGCCUGAAACAUCCCGGUCCAAGGUCGACCACGAGUCCCAUUACUACUGCAACACGUUUGUCCUUAUUUACAGCUGUGGUUACGGUCAAACCUUCAUGCAACCACAUGUUUGACCAUUUCUAGGUUAUUGCAGUUGCUCUGCUGCUUCAGUCUGGUUUCUACCUAUAAACCGGUUUACUCUUACUCAUUGAUCCAGGACAGUCAAAGACAGGUAUGUUUGUGCUGCUCUUUAACCUCUGCAGGACUCGCUGCCCUUUUUGUUGUCAGUUGUCAGGGCAAUAUGAAACCAUGAAACUGGGUGACAAACAUGUGAGAAGUAGGUCACCCGGUUCCUUUUUGCGCCUGAACCUGCAUGAACCAUAGCAGAAGUUAAAUUCGCCGGAUCCCCCCUGUGUGCUGUUUGCAGAAGUCUCGAGUCUCGGCUGCGAGGCGUCUUCUUCCAUUGACUUAUGGCAUUUCAGGGUCACUCUGUAACAGGUCUGGGCUUGUCUGACCCCGGUGCUCCAAGGUGUGAUGUUGUUAUGUCUGGUUGAACCAUCAGGUGGGUGGAGGGUCAGAUGGUCAGAGUCAGUUACAGCUUGAAAGCCCCUCCACCCCUCCACCCCUCCUGUCUUGCACCUUUUGUUUGGAGAGCUCAUGUUUGCAGAGCGCUGAUGGCCGUUUGUUGACGUCUGCAGACUCCAACAUUCCUCUCAACAAUCUGAGGAGCUGAGGCUUCAAAAGCCGGCUCAAUGGGGGGUAUUAUGCUGAAAGCAACAACAACAGUGCUGCUGAUAGUCAUCCACCCAUGUGGUCAUUUGGAGAAGCUCAACAUGUGGCCGCUUGUGCAUAUGACUGAUAAUCAUUCCAGCGGCAAACAUGAAGUCAUGCAUCACGAAAUCACAUGUUGGGCGUGAUGGCUCUCUGAAUAGAUGACUGUGUGGAAACCCGCGUGUUAACCGGAGGAUGACUUGAGGAGAAGUCGCAGAGAUGACUUCAUGCUCAGCAGGAUAAUUAUACACCCCCACUCUUUGCCCCAUGUGGAGCCUGGAUCAGCACUAAGUCAGCAGAAAUGAGCGCAGAGACUUCAGGAAAUGAGUCACGGCGAGCAUCUCCCAGGGCUCGGGAUCAAAAGUUACUAUCAAGCAAAACCACAAAAUUUUAGGUGGUCAAGCACAAGUGUUGCUGAGGGCACAAACACGAUGAGUCGUGCCUGAACAAUGCCUGCAGUUUGUGACUGAAAUGUUCGUUUCUGGCUGAAUCCGGUCUAUUGACUGAUGCACCGCUCUUUGCUGAUGCCACAGUAUCUCAUGCACAACAGGCCCUGACCUGUAACACAGUAUGAACCAGGGUCAGUGCAGCUGAGAUCAACUGGUGGAGAUGCAACAAUACACAGAUACUUGCACAGUUCAAAUCAUCCAUUACAUACUUGGUGUUUCAAACAGUAAUCCUUUACUUUUCUCAUUUCUCACAACGAAACAGAAAACCAGUAAAACAUUUGAACUGUUGCUGUUUCUGCUCUCCUACUUCAUGGCAGGUAGCUGAAUACCAGUGAAAGGUAAAGCUACAUAGUGCAAAUACGCAGCUAGCUAAUUUAACUAGAAUUGGAGCGAGAUGGACGACAGCUAGGGUGUUAACUUAGAGGAAAUGUUCCUAUUAGUUUGAGUUUUGGGGGGAAAUAAAUCAUCACAGUGAAAUUUAAGCUUUUUCUGAAGCCGAGAACUUUCCCUCAGACUUGAAGAAGCAUCAGUUAUUUAGACGUAGCCCUGCAAACACUUGUAGUGAUGCACAAUCAGUUUAUCUACAUGUUGCACUAGUUUGACUACUUUAGCCCAGUUUACGUGCACCGGGCAUGGAUCGAAUUAUUGACAGGAGCGUAUUUACCUCUGCUUUGGUUAGAGGAAUAUCCCCCUUACAGCUCGUUACUCUCGGUUGGCAAGAGGCUCACGAGAUUCACGUUGAAUGAUAUAAACACCAUCACAUUUACAGCUCUGUGCCAUUUGCUAGUUAAGUUUUUUCUUUUUUACAUCCUUCCUUUGUUUGUCAAGAUUUUAUGCUGCGUUACAGUAAACAAGUCAGAAAACCAAGAUAGACGCCUACUGUCAGCCGUUGUUAACAAUCGUCAGCUGUCGUGAGUUGUUGUCAGUUGAGCCAUACAAGUUGUAAACAACUCAUAACACAGUAUUUUACUCUCGUUAUAGCACCAUGUUCACAGUCUGACUUUGCAACUUUCCAAGUCGGAAAUUCCGACUUCUGGGUACAACUGAAAGGCACCAUUAUUUACAACUUGGUUUCCCUAGCAACGCAUCCAUGUGAUUCAACCACCGUGAACGCUUUCAGUCUGACUGAGCUGUAUGACAGAGAUAUUGAUCCCAAACCGCGUUAUCCAAGUGUGUUAGUCUGACUGUGAGAACUUUGAUUCAGUGCGUUUUCAGUCGGACCAGUUUCCUUCAGACUUCGGCAAAAAAUCAUCUUCACUGCACUGCAGCUGGUCUCCAGGAAGUCUAACACCAUUUGGUUUAAAAUGGUGCUAGACUUUCAUUUGGUUGAGGAUAGAUGCCUCUCUUUUUCCCUGAUUUAGUCAUUGCCAACUGGUGCCACCAGAAUUCAUGUAAAGAGGAAGUAGGAUGUAAACAAAGAGAGACAGGACUGAUGAUUGUAAGUAAACUCCACCUACGCAUGUCAUGGUAAAAGGUCGCCCAGUGACACCCGAGACUGCCUUUGUUUGAUUUAAUCCCUUACAGAGAGCCUCACAAAGGAACAGCACCAGUUUUAUAAUCCAACUGAUUAUUAUUCUGAUUGUUUUAUGAGGCUUGAGGAAAUCAAGGAGAGUUUUUUUUUAGGGGAACUACAAACUGUGAAACCCAAAACCAAACAGUGGAGUGAAAUAGUUUGAGUGUCCUCCCUCUAAAGAGACCCGUGCUGCCACAUAUUUUAAAGAGCAGGUUCACUGUGAUGCUGAUGGAGCAGAUAUGAUAGAGGACCCGUGUUUACAGAUCAGUCAGCAGAGAGUGGGAGGGUUUCAGAAGUAUAUGCAAAAACAUACGUGCAGACUAGACUUCACCAGAAAAGGGGGAAACCCAACAAAUCUUUAUUUGCAUCUCCACCGCUGACGUCGACCACAUAGGAAGACUAUUUAGGUCAGGGCUCAACCAUCGUCUCUGCCUAUCCUCAUGUUAAAACUGUGUCAGAGGAUCGACUUGAUCUCAUCAACCUGAUCUAAUCAAGGGCAGAAUUUCAAAGGGACUGAAGGGUAGAUAUCUGUUAGCUUCACCGUAUACUGAGUGAUCGUUCUUUCUGACAAAGACAUCAAACGUUGAUGUCUUCAGAGCUCCGACAGUCAACUCAGGAAGUCACUUUGAACAACAAGCUUGAUCACACCUGCAGUUUUUUCUCUGUUUUUAUAGACGUCACAGCUCGAAAAUCUGUUUUCCUGCAAUUGUGGUUUUCAGACGCAAACUUACUGACCCCCGUAUGAACCUUCAGAUGUAAAGGGUAGAUGUUAAAAUCUACACAGUCGGCCAUAUUUGUUCACCGACAGAACAAACCAUGUUUUAGCUGCAAAUGUACGACCACAAAACUCAGCAGAAUUCCUGUUUUUAUGAGUUAGAAAAGUUAUUUGAAAAUCUUUUGCCUUUUUAGUGAAUUUAUUUGACCUUCAGAGAUGAAUUCAAAGAAAAAUAAGGCUAACUUUUAUAGAUCCUAUGGAAACUAAUAUACAUUAAGCCUGGCAGUGAUCUUGAUUUUAAGAUCUGAGCGAGAACCAGCAGCCUUUGGUCUCCCCUUACUCAUCGUUCUAGGCCAGCACAGGACUUUGUCUUUGUUUCUAGAUGAAAAUCCAGACAAACCAAGACCAUCACUGUCUGAGAGCAUCUCCCUAUACUGUGGUUAUGAUCCUUACAGCCAGGUUUUUAUCACCAAGUUCUCUUUAUGAACAAUCAGCUCCUGUUAAAGGUAUGAAGAGCAGUGACCGUUGAAAGGUGGUUUCCUCCGCUCGGUUUUACGACUGCCCCGCUGUUUCUCCUGCACUAAAAACAAAACCAAAAGUUCAAGUUAAACCGACACAAACUGAUGUCGGGUCUUUAUGACUGAUGAUCUGCCCCAUCUGCUUCUAAAGGACAGCCAUGGGAAUUCCUCUGAGAGUCAAAUGUUUUGAUCAGAGAGACACCAGAUCAGGAGAUUAAAAGCUAAAGCUAGAGAGAGAGAGAGAGGGAGUAAACACGACUCCCUCUGAAAAACAGCUUUGGGGUACUUCCUAAAAACCAGCCUCUCUGAGUUCUAACGGUCUGCUUCUGUUUCUCAUUCAUAGAGUUAAACCAAAGCGCCCCUCACUUUAACCACAGCCUGCUGAAUGAGCCCGUCUAGUCUACUGCUCAGAUUUUAUCAGGUUCCUCCAGACCCCCAAACCCUGCACAUUUUUCUGAAGUGAUACCGAUUCAGCACACCCUGUUCAGCUGCGUAAUCUGCAGAGUUUGCAAAUGACAGAGGUGACAUAAGGUGACGUACGACCCGGGCUCUGAUGAAUGUUUUACCAAGCUCAUGAAAUGACUGUUUUCAUCCCCUGAAAAACGACGCACAGCGUACCUGCACACCUAUGAAAACGGUCAUUAAGAGCUUUUCUUUGAGCUUUGCUUUUGUUUUGUCUCUCAAGGCCUUUCUGUGAAUUUGGGUCAGGGCUGAACUUCCUUCAUCCUCCCCCAUGGAUGACGAUGGGGGGGAUUACACAGGAGACAAAAUAAGCGCUCAGCUGAUAACCAAAGAAACAAAGAGGGCUGCCAGCUCCAGCCUGUCACCCUCAUAUUACCAGAAAGAGAUCUGUUUGGGAAAGCGUUGAUCCCAGUGUUUUUGCUCCGUCUUUUCACACAGACAAAGAAAAGGCUGCAGAAAACACCACUGUCAAAGAUAAUCCUCUCAAAUUCUGCCAUGAAUGCCUUUCAGAGCGACUUAAAUGAAAUAUGACGGAUAUCUGAGAUAUUUGUGCUCUUGGUGGAUGGCUUAAUCCAGUGUUUCAGUAGCUAAAUCCUACUGUGCUCGAAUUCAAUCAAGUCUUUAGAGCAGCAGUGAGGUUAAGCUGUUUAGACGGAGGUUGAAAGUGUUCAUAAACAGCCAGUCAAGUUACUGUCCGCAUCGUUAUUGUCACGAAAAAGACGAAAACUGACAAAGCUGAAACUGUCAAAAAUGACGUAUAGAGCCAAAGUUAUGUCUUAUUCUUUAACUGUAGAAUAGAUCUAGACAUAGAACAGUACAGUAUAGUGGCUAUCUGUAAAAUCCACUCACUCCGUGAGAGUGGCACCAUAAUAUCUAGAGCUUUUCUAUCCCACUGAGAAACAUUUUGAUGUUUUUGCAGAGACCUCGCAGAUCUAUUCCCCCCAAAAUGAAGGAAAUCAGUGGUGAUUUCUGUUUGAUUUGUAGUGAUUUAUUGUUAUUUCUGUUAUCUAACUUUGUUCAGUGGAGACUGCCAUCUUUGUUUUGGUCUGUUGGCCAAUCAGAGGCUGUAUCUGAAGGUUCACUUAGAAGCAGGAGGCCUGAAACAGACUGUUGUCAGUAUAGAAAUAUGGAAGAUAGAACUGUUCCAAACUAGAUAAACCCUUUCGGCUGAUUCUAGUAUAUAUGGAUUUAUGCUCAAUGCUAAGAGCAUUUUAAUUUGAGGAUAUUAUUCUAAGAUAUGGAAAAUAUUAUAAUGUCAAAAAAAGAUCAACUUACCUUGUUUUAUUGAAAGGGAUAUUUCAGCUUUAUUUUUUUAAAGCGAUGCUGUUUGAGAAACAUGUUGUUAGUAAGAGUAUUAGCCACAGUCCAUUUACCAAGAAAAUGUGAUGUAUUUUAUAUUUUAUAUAUAAAAUAUGAAAGUAUUUUCCUAAAAGCUGAUCCUGAAAAUUGGUUCAUCUCACAUUCAGGUUACUUCAGUACAUUUAAACUCCACUGAACUAACACCCUCAUUAGAAAAACGAUAAACGCUUCAUCAUGUGUUCUGACGUCAGAUAACUGUUGGUGUAUUAUCUUUAUAGAGACCUGAAACAGGAUGAAACAUGUGCUUCAAAGCGCCAAUAAAGAUCUUUAAGCUCAUUUUAAAUCAGAUGUAAACAUGUUAGUCCAGUUAAGUGAAAUUUCUCCAAAUUAGACUAACAAACCGACAGUAGAUAACGCAUUUGAGGCUGAUUUUCUCUUGUGUGUGUUCAACGCGAUCUACUCCGUCUGACCCAGACAUUCUGGCGUGCUCAAUAGCUCGUCAUGUCAGGCGUUGGCCUGGAUGUCCAACAACAUACAAACAACAGGCUAUUGAAAGUUUUAUGGUACAUUUCAACCACAACCGUUCAAUACAUUUGAUUCAUACUAUCUAAAAAAAAAAAAAAACUGGAUAUAUGCAGAACCAUGACUAAAAAUGCAACUAAACAUAAACCUGGAAGUAUGAACUGUACCUGAUAUGUUGUAAAAUUCACAUUAGGUUUUUUUAAAAGUUAUUUUUAAGGGUAUUUUACCGUCAUGGGGUAUGACAGUUGUAGAAAGACAGGAAAUGUGGGGAGAGAGGAAGAUGUACAGCAAAGGGUUGUGGCCAGAAAUUGAACCACGACCACUGUGACUACAUCCUCUGUGCAUGUGUGUGUGAGUCAGUGUGGAAGUUCCCCUGGAGGUUUAAGUGAAAGGAACACUCCUGAAAAUUGAUUUCCUAUGAAAAUCGAUUUUAUGUUCGUUUAACUGUAAGGCUGUUAAAAUGACGGAAAGAGAGAGACUCAUUAAUAACUCUGGUUUCCUCCUCAUGCUUGUCACAGUUGUUGUCAGAGGUGCAGAGCUGUAGAUCCAACACAAACCAGAUUAUCAGGAGUUAAUAUUAACCUCUAAACUGGAUUAAGGUGCAUUUAAACCUGCAUUAAGCGAGCAUAGAGCUAGUCCAGGCAGGCCUCUCAUAUUUUUAUACUGCAUCUAAUUUCUUUGCUGUCUUUGGGGUCUUUGCUGCUGCUCUCCCCACCUCGGUUUCUCAUGUAAACGAAGGUGGAGGUGUGCUCUAAAAUUCAUAUUUAAUAUUGAGCUGUUAGCCUUAGGUGACAUGGAAAAUUCCUCUCCUGGAAGCGGAAGCUUAUCGGAGGUGUAAAUCUGAUAAGCAGGGCAGGUGUUGGAUCGAACUACCGGGGCGAUGACUCAGUUUAUCAUGUUAGGGUUUGUCAGAGCUAAUGAUAGAUCAUUAUCUCAUAACUAACCAGAUCAUUGACAGGCCUCUUAGAUUAGACAGGCUUGGUUAUUACAUGUUUAUCUGUGCAAGCACUAAACUGUAGUUUUCAACCAUCUGAUAGCACGAGCGUGUUUGUUGUAAAGAGAUGAUGUUUCAUGCAUGCAAACGUUUUGCACUUUUUGUGUUGCUGCAAAGCUGUUUUUUCGCUUGAUAGCCAAAAGGAAAGAUCCGUGCAGGUUUCGAGGAGUCCGGAAAAAACACCUGCGUUUCAGGUUCUUGUUCUCUGUUAUUCAGCAGCUGGCCUGCUUGUGACCCAUGUGCCUGAAUGAAUAAUACUGAGAGUCCCUGCCAGCUGCUAUCCGGUUCACAGUCACAUGAAAUGUUUUCAUAUUUAUGCAGGAUAUUUGCUGUUGGCCCUACAGUAAGUCAUCUGAUCCCAGUGUGUUUGUGCAGCAGCUCUGUUUGCUCCCUCUGUUUGCCCGCUUCAUCAUGAGCAAAGGUGAAUUUACGCUAAUUAAGUCGGUAUAAAAGGAAGCCUUUCAUUACCUUUGACUUUAGGAAAACAUCACAUGUAUUCCCGACAAAACCCCUGACCCAUCAGUGCUCUUUGUGCCAAGGACAGAAACCACGCGCGUCUUAACCAGCUGAUCAGAGAUUUCUUAUUUACUUAUUUGGCUGUGAUCACAUUUUGUCCCGCGCCCUAGGUUGGUUUAUCAUCAUCAUCGCUUAUACACCCAAUGUUUCGAGAAUUCACGUGUACCAGGAAGAAAAAUAAAGCCAAGUCAAAAAAAAAAAACCCAGACCUUCAGCGAUGGCACAUUUUUCUGUGUCCAGGCAGAAAAACAGGAACAAGUGGAAUCGGUUUCAGCAUGACAAACAGCGUGAGGGACAGAUGAAAAGUUUCUUGAAUUGCAGCAUCCGGCAUGAAUGAAAACACACUUUAAAGUUAAAACAACUAAAAUGUGACGGCUGUGUAGUACACUGAGUCAGCCAUUCUUGCUACUGCUCCUUCUUCAUCUUUCCUUUGUUUUAUAGCGCUGGCAACCGAUGUAAAAAACAACAACAAUGGCUUUCCAGAAAGAUCCACUGUCCCUUUAUUUGAGGUAGGACUAUUGCAGCGUUCGAGUUACCUCAGGAGUCAGAUGUUGGAGCCGGAAAUGACGUCACAUCUGAGUUAGCAGCGUUUCAGUUACCAAGUUGGAAAAAAGCAAAAUCGGAGGCGGAAACAAGAUGGCUACAUCUACCAAUGUUAUUUUAGCACUUGCCUUGUCCGAAUUUAACAAGAACAAGGCAAACACUAAAAUAACUUUGGUAACUCCGGUGUGACGUCAUUUCCAGCUCGACAUCUGACUUCCGCGGUAACUUGAACGCAGCACAUUAUUUGAACCCGGACAACUUCUAAAGCCACGAUCUACAAAACCUGUGAUUUUUGAGUUAAACCUAAACCAGUCCAUAACUUUUGGGUUGUUUCUUUGUUUGGUGACUUUGCAGUUUUGGAUGGUUGGUUUCAAUCCAACAUAUAUGACGUUAUAACAAGAAUAACACUAACAGAUUAACUAGCGAUGGCAGCUCCACCGUCUUCUUCUGUGAGGUGAAAUAUCUGUUUGAGUUAAUCAGGUCUGGAUUUGAAGAGAGCAGUAAUGUCUGUUUCUGGUUUUAAAGCAGUAUUAGACUUCUGAAUGAGAGACAAUGAAUGUCUCAGAGAGGAUCACUUCUCUUAAGUUGUAUAAGAACAACAAUAUGAGACUUGUCUGUUGUAUUUUCCCACGGGUUAUGUUUCACCCAUUAAGGUCUGUUUUCUGUUGUUGCUGUUUUGAUGCAAUCCCCAAAGUUUAUGUCCCUUAAUCCCAUAAAUAUUGAAAAAUUAGACAUCCCCAGUGGAAAAGCUGUUCUCAGAUACCCAACUUCACCUUUAGUCAUCUCACAUGGACUUCUAAAAUCCACCUCAGGUCACAUUAAGGUCGCUCUGGACUUUUAAACAUUUUUUUAAACACAGUGAAAGUGUCACAAUAGCUGCAAAACAAUAUCUUUAUUUUCACCCAGAGAGGAAACUUCAUAAGAGGCUUUCUUGGAAAUCACACCCAGUGUUGCAUAUAACUGUGGUGACUCACAUAAAAAUAAAGUUUUUUUGCUAAUUUUGUAAGAAGACAAGGAGAUAAACCCGAGCGUGUUGGUGGAAGAAAGGAACACGACCUCGGUGAUGGAUUCAGAGAGUUAUGUUCGAGGUAAAGGUAUCUUUUACAGUGUUUUACAGUCAGAUUCUAGGUUGAAGUGCCCUCUUUCUCACCCCUCCUGCUGGCGAAGUGACGGUGGCCUUCAAGGACAAAAAGCCCCUAUGAUGCAGGAUAGUUUGUAGUGGAAACGUGUCAAGAAAAUAAAUAAAAACAUAUUAAAGAAAUAUUUAAUGCAUCACAUUGAAAGACCAAAUGAACUUUUUGGACAAAUAUGAUCCUCAAUUUAGCAAAUUUCUAACAUCCAAAAUGUCAAUCAAACCAAAAACUUUUUUGCACUUUUUCUGGUGCAUUUUGUGCAAAUAUUAAAAGUGCAAAAAAUGCUGGUAUGUCCUUUCUUUGUUGCCCUAGAAACAUGGCGGCUAGUUUACAUUCAGCUGAGUAUACAGUAAUUUAAACAUACAGGUGAAUAUUACAUUCCAUUAUUUCAAAGUCUGUUUUGAUAAAUAGGGCUAAACGUCACACACUGUAUCUUUAAUUGCCAAGUGCAUUUGCUCACUUCCCGUCAUGAACCUUGGGUUGUUUUUGCUCAUUUUUAUACUGGAACCAAAGCAAAGGGGUUUUGGAAAUCCCACCAAGUUUGACAAAUUGCUGGAGUGACUGACGCAGAAAACAACUCCUACGUGACACACCAACGCAGGAAGUUGUCAGAAUAGUUGCUGGUUAAAGUGCAUGUCAAAACAGACUAUAAAAAAAACAGCUUCCCACUCAUGACUGCAUGUGAGUAAACAGUCCUGCUGAAGCCUGCGCACAUAAACACACACUGACAGACACUUAAAGGUGAAGGACAGAGGAGGAGAAUAUCACACUUCACUCAGCGCUGGUGUCGUCACCUCGUUCACCUCGUUAUUUUAAACAUUUAUGACCAGAGACGAGUCUUCAAACCUGCUCAGCAAUACGACCCCAAACAACGACAUUUACAACAAAAUAUAAAGAGAGAAAUUCAGAAAAAAACAAACUUUAACUUCACAGUUUUCUUUAAACUACAUUUAUUCCCUGUGAAGGUGUUUAUUCUGUGCAGGAAUAACUCCCAUAAUGCAGUUUUUCCUUUGCCCCCAUUGGCUGCUGACUGAGUUCAGAUUCCUCUGAUAAAUGUGUGAUAGGUUAUCGGUCCUGCGUUAAAACAACCUGCUCUUGGAGUUGCUGUUUGCUGCUUCUCACGUCCCUCUGAGUCCAUGUGAAUCCACAAGACCAAAAAAACCCAAACAUGUGUGAUACAUCUGUUUUGGCUUUCGUUUUGACUCUCUGUUCAUGUAGAUAACAGACGAAGAGUCAUCUAUUCAUCCUGAGUGAUCUGAAGAAUUCACCUCUGGGGAUAAAAAACAGCUCUUAUCUGAAAGGGGAAGUGAAACAGUUCAGGAUUACACCUUAGGUUACAUAUUGUAAUUAUUUACUCGGCAAAGACGAUGAAAUCAUCUGGGAAUUUCAUGAAAAGAAGAAGCCUGAUGGGAAAUAACAUUAAUACGCCUGUGAUCAUUAACGUUGUUUUGACUGCUUGCUUCUUACGGGAAUUUUUGAUCUAUUACUUUUUUUUGUAGUAAUUUUUUUUCCAAAACUGAGUAGAAACGAGUUUGUAAUCUAAUACUUGAGUUGAUGAAAAUAGAUAAAUGAAUAAAUAAACAGCAGGUCAAAUUGCCAAGAGGUUCGAUCAGUUUUAUCGAUUAUCCUUUUUCUUCACUUAAAAUGCUGAAAAAAGGAAUCAAGAUGACAUGUUUUAUCCAGAGAGAGCUUUUUACAUUUCAUACAUAGUGAGGGAAUCAUGGGAACUUUUUACAUGUAUGAUAUACUGUAAGGGCGACCAGACGGUACUUCUUCAUGUUUAAUAGACAAGAAAAAAUCCAGAUAGACUUUUUUUAUUACAAUUAGAUUUUUCAUACUUGAAGGACAUCUUUUAGAAGUUUUAUACAGAAAGUUUAUUCUUAUGUCAUAUUCAGCAGAGGAACAUGCAGAAGACACUUAAUUUCAUACAAAAUUUAAUCUAGAGGGACAACAGUAGCAUCAAACUGGUCCAAUCACUAAAGUUUAAGAUGUUCAACUUGGACUUUACAGUGAGACACGUCUUCUUGUAACCCAAUCGUUGUUGGUCAGAUUAUACAAGACAGGUCGUUGUUUUAACCCAGUAAAGAGGACUGACUAACCAGUCCAAACAGUGGUUUGUUUUCCUUGUUUUCAUUUCAGUCCGGGUUAACUGUGGUUUGGCUUAGCGCCUGAAUAUCACCUCAUGUACGGAAAUUUAAAGCAGUUGGCCCCUUUUGUACUUCAGCCUACUUUUUCCCGUUAGAUAAUGAGUAUUUACAGAGUCAUCGAAGUUUAGGAAAGUCAUCACAGUUUUGUCGAUGUCAUCUAUUCGUACUCAUGUGGUUGAGCGUUUGGACCAGAUCAUCAGACCAGGAGCAAAGACCAAACAUCCAAAGUUCCCUAAUCUGUCACUUUAACUCCUCUUUGAUUUUCUCGAUCAUUUUAAACAUUUAUCAGUUAAUAAUCAAUAAGAAUAGGAAUAGUCACGUGUUGUUAUUCGUAUUCUUUUGAGACUUAUUGUGAAAUCCAGGAGGUCAACAAGGACCCCGAGCAGCCAACAAAAACAUCCUGGUUGGACUGAAUGACUCGAGGAAACAGAGGUGUCAGCUGAAACUGUAUCAGGUUCUGCCGAUGAAACAUGAUCAGCGUGAGACUGACGGGAAGCGGCAUUCCUGAGAGGACGUUCCCAUGUGACGAUGUGGUGUAACGUGCACUGAUUACUAACAGAGAUAGGAGUCCGCUCUCAGGCCUAUGACAGCGCGUUUAUAAGGUCAAGGAGAAACCGUCCUCCGAGACCUUUAAUUCCACCAACCUUAGACUGAAAAUAACACAGAUGUACGAAGGUCUGGAUGUUCUUUGACCCAUUUUUCCUCGUGUUUAUUUGUUGUACAAAGCAGCUUAAAUGAGUUUGUGUAGGAUAAUAUUGUUUGUUGAACAGCAGAGAACUAAUAUUUGAGGGAAGCAUUACAGAGCCAUGUUAAGCUUGAGGCAUCUCAACACACAUGUACCUGAACAUAUGUAACCCUGUGACUGUCCAGUUCACACAGAAAAGGUGACGUAACUCAUUUUCCAUCCGCUGUUAAAGGAGAGAGACAGAUUCAGACUUAACGUAUACGCAGACGACACUUUAUUGUUUCAGUAUUAUUUUGGACCCCUGAAGAUUUGUUAUGAUUUAUUGCAAAGAAAAAUGUAGGUCUAACUUUCUGACCCGCUGUAACUUCAGGGCUGUGCUUAACGUAUAUGCAGACGACACUUCGAAGAUUUGUUAUGAUUUAAUGCAAGGAAAAAAGUAGGUCUACAGGGCUGUGCAGUACCAGAUUAUCACCACAUGAUUAUUGUGACCAUAAAAGAUCACAUUGACAAUAUUCAUUAAACAACCAAUCAAAUUUGGGAAAAGCAGGAUGACUGAUUAUUAAUAAACGCAACUAACUUACACGUCAGUAUCUGUUUCUUCUGAUCCUCGAGUUUAUUAUUACUAAGGUACUUAUUGCUGAAAUAUCUUGUAUGAGGACAUUGCUUUAUAAAAGGAUUGCUUUUCAAAAAUUUAAAUUGAUAUUUUUUCCAUCUUGCCUUCAGAUUGCUUUAUUUCCUGCAUUAUUAAACUCUGUUUUUAACUGCAGGACUGAGCAAAACCAGCUAAAAAAGUGCUUAAAAAGUCAAAAUAAUCAACUGAUCAGACACCCAAAGAGGCACAAGCUCUGUGUAGUUUUUGAUUCACUUUAAAUCUUGGAAAGUUUUUAGGGGUGCUCCGUUAUUCCUCAGAGGGCUUCGACAUCGUAUUCAGCAAUGUGCAGUUUAAAUGCAAAGGCGUAGUCCUUCCCAGUGCCGCUGAUUAUCGCCAUCCUCCCAGCUGAUAGAGCUCAGCCUGUGGUAGUGUUGAUUCCCAUGAGAUACAGAUGGACUCACUGCUUGUAAUCGACCAUUUGGCUAAAGGUCCUCAGAGACCAGAACCAGUCCAGAAAUGUGUCAGCUGAUGGAGUAUUAGCCGUGGUUGGUAGUUGAGAUAUUCAUUGUUUCCUGAGGACAUACCUUACCAUCUUUGCAGCGUAACUUUCACGUGGUUUUUUUAAGUGAGAUGUCUGAUGUUGGGAGUUGGGCUGUCCCGAUAUGAUAUUGAUAUCGGAUAUCGCGCCAAUAUCAGCCAAAAUUUAAGUAUCGGAUUAUAUCGCCCUGCAUCUAGAAUCUCCGAUAUCAGCACUCUGAUAGAAGCAGUCCAUUCCAGACUCCACUCCAGCACUUCUAUCUAGCAGCACCCGAAUCCAGCAUGCAGAGCCCACGUGAUCACUACAGUGUGUACUAAGGUACUAACAAAGUAUAGAGGAGUAGGAGUGUUUUUUUUUAGUAGUAUUUUUCAUUUAAGUCCGAAAAAGACGUUGCAGCGGAGUGCAAAACUUGUCAUGCACAACUUUGUGCCAAUAUCGGAUCAAUAUCCGUAUCGGCCGAUACUGAAAGCUACAAUAUCGAUAUCGUAUCAGGAGUUAGAAGUUGUAUUGAGACACCCCUUGUUGGGACUUUAAAUGACAAUGAUUUCUCAAUUUCUGAUCCUGUUUCUGGCAGCUCUGUAAGAGAACUCUAGAUGGAGUGUAGCCACCAGAGACCAACUCCAGUUUCACUAAAGUCAGUGUGGUUUGGUGGAGGUAAUGGACGUCCAGGUUGCACACCUGUCCUGUACAGGUACUGCUUCACUGAAAAACAUCUGCUUACAGAGCUUCAACCACACCGUGACUCAUAAGAGCCAUCAUGUGCUCUGGACUUUAAAUAGGCUUCACACUCGAGUGUUGGGAAAUACAACCUCCAAGUGUGAAGUUAAUCAUAGAAACCAUUCUGGAAAUAUGCAUAUGAGACAGAAUGACACAAAGAUAAACGCCAUAACCAUUUCUAUGUUAAGUUUACAAGUGUGUAGACUACAGAAAACACAUUUAAAGCUAAUGAUACUUCCACCAGUCUGAGUUGAAAGUUUGCAAGAAGUUCUAGUUUGUCUAAUUCUACCAAGAACUGAUUUAUUCAAGCAGAAAUUUUGGUCUCUGUAAACUCUAUAAACAGGAUCUUUGUUGUCCGGAUGUUUCAAAGUCUCAAAUUUCUUUAUAAACUCUGACAGAUCAACUAGAAUGAAGGUAAAGGUCAAAUUUGACACAGGAUCACUGAGUCUGCAGCUUAAUGUCAUCAAAUCAGUUAUCUGAGUAUCGCCACAAUUCGCAGAGCUAGCAACACCAGACUCAGGUCCUCCCUGCAGGUUAGAGUCCACAUACCUGUGCUCUGUAGUUUUAUGAUGGUUAUACAACUAUAUCUCCAGUUUCUAGAUCAGUAUUCUGCCAUACGGUGCUGUGAUAUGAGAUCUGUCACUGCUGCAAGUUUACAUACUGUUAAAGGGAGCAGCCGUGUAGCUUAGACACAAUAUAUGACAGGAGUUUUGGUCCUGGUGCCAACUAGACCACAUUGUUGAGUCCCAGACCCUGAUUUUUAUCAAGCCUGAGAAUGAUGAGUGUAUGAAGAGUCAUCAGGAGUGCUGUGUCUCCUGCAAACAGAGCCAAAAUUGUGCACUUUUACCACCGCUGGAGAUUCUCAUUCUCUGAAAACCUGAGAUCCUGUCAGUUUAAGGCGAUUACAGCAGCGUUUUGGUCCUGCAGGUGCGCUGACAAACAUCAGGUGUGGGUGUUCUGGACUUUACCUGGCAGUGUCAUGUGGUCACAUGUGUGGGGCCUGCAUGGCACAUGAACUUUAGUGCUUUAGCUCAGUGAUCCGAGGCGUUUUCAGGCUUCACCGGGCCCCAGUGAGUCCAGAAAAACAAGACCUUAGCGUGAAGGAAUGCAGAGAGCCCUUCACUGGACCCUGAAGGGGCUCCGCAGCUUACAUAAAGAGAGCUGCAGAAUGCACUCCUCCCCAGUUUGAAGAGUCUUUUCUGGUUUUAUAGAGUCUUUUAAGGGAGAGUGACAAACUAUUCAAAUCACAGCAGAUCCAAACCACACAAGAGCUGAAAUCUGCAAAGAAACAGCUGACAUUUGCAGCAGAUUCACAGAAAUGCAAUCUUUUUCUCGAACAUGCAACCAGUGCAGAUGCAAAUGAGUCUCUUUGUUGUCUGGAGGAAUAUUUUCUCUCUCUGGUAUUUGCUGUUUCCAGAAAAAGCCCAUUUCUGCGGCUGCUUGGUUAACACCCACCAAAUAUGAGAGGCUUCAUCCAAACCAUGUCUCAAGCAUAAGGCAUUCGCCUCGGGCUGCUCGCAUGUAAACACGAGCGGUAUAAGUCGAUUUGUUUACCAAAAAAAUAUGCUGUUCCUCUACGGUGUCACGUUGUCUUAAGUUUCAGUCAUUUCUUCGCCAUGGCUCCGGGUCAUAUCUAAAAGAGCGUGUUUUUCUGACAGCUUUCUCAAAGAUCUGCGCCUUAUCGGCCCACACAGAAAAAAAAAAUCACUCCUUUACCUGCAGAAAAUCUCAGACCUUUAGAGCUCUGAGUGAAACCUCCCACACACACAUCUGACUUAAUUAAAGGCCCUGACACCAGAGUCUGUGGACACGGGGAACUACAUGUCUGUGUUUAGAAAAUGUGAGGCAGUGUUUGGCUGUCUCUCUUCUCCGCAUUCUUUCCUUCUGCUCGCCCACGCUCUUAAAGAAACACCGCUUAAGAGUUUCACAUUGCAGCGCAGUCCUGCGCCAGUUUCAGUCUGUGUCUCUGCUGAUAAGAGCGGCCGAGUAAAAGUUUUAUUCUGCCCUCAAACUUUUUAAUCGGCUACUCCACACCCAGUCUUAAAAAUGGGUGUUUAAGUUUAAAGCAGUUUCUUCAUGCAGGGUGGGAUCAGAAAUACUUGGGGUGUUUUCCUACAUCUGAACUAAGACUGAUGACUGGAAUCCUUCAGAGUAAAAGCUUCAUUUCCUCCAGAGUCGGCUUCAUCAGUAGAUUUAGGGUGUUUCCAUUAGUCAGUUUGGUACUGACUGGUACGGUAAACCCUGAUCUUACUUAUAUUUUCCACACUGAAAGCUUAUUAGCUCCUGUUCAGACCGCUGCUGCCGGUCACAUCCGUCUCCUGUACAGAAAAUCUUAAGGCUUGGAAGCUUGCUCUUAAAAACAUUCAGAAAAGUGAAAAGUUGGGGGCUGUAUUGGCUUUUUGGAGGCUUUUCAAAAUAAAAGCAUGAUCCGUUUCAUUCUGUGAAGAGACUAGCCUUGUUUUUACACAAUGCUUUUAUUUUGAAGUUGUCCAGGAUGGUUAUUUUGCUGGCAGGACCAAAUUUAUUUGAGCCAGUGUUGGACUUUUUUCUGGAAUAUUGUAUUGUAUUAUUUUUGGCUUGGUUCUAAUUUCGUACCACAAACCAUAAAAGGUGUGGGGUUUGACAUCACACCCAACACCUUUUACAGUAGAUGAAGUUCCUUGAAUCCUUGAAAAACUUUAAGUCGGCUGCAGGUUACUUGCACUAAAUAUUCUAUAACGUGAGUUUACAGAGAAUAUUUCUUCUUAUGCGUUGUCCCUCCCCCUUUGCAGCCAUCUCUGCACCCCUCCCACCGCUCAUUUCAUGUGAUCCUGUUCCUGAAUCAGAGUUACAGGUAUAUUCAGUGUUAUGAAUGUGAAAUAGUAUAUUUCUGCACAUGCACGAUCAUCAGAGUCGCUUUACAACCACCAAGACCGGAACAUGCUCCACCCCGGUGCUGUGAAAGCGCCCAUAAAAAAUUAUAUGUGUGCAUAGCUGUUUGGAUUGCGUGUUCAGCUUUUUGAUCUAUGCGCGCUCGUCUGCAUCCUUGCAUGACUGUCUUGUUUGCUUUCAGUGGAUUUGGCAUCAUGACGAAUUUACGGUGGCGUAAUUUCGCAGGGAUUGGAAUGUUUGUUUUGAAAAUGCAUCAUUAUUUCGGGAAAGGAAACGUCUUCAUCGUGGUUUUAGUAGGUUUCAGAUCUGCAAACCCAUUUUUAAACUACAACCGCUCUAAUACGUCUAAACGAUGUCAGGGUUCGAAACAGCAGCGUGGUUUGGAUGCUAUACUUCUGUAUUGAAUCAAAGAUUCAACUGUACCAUAACGGCGUAGGCUAAUAUGUUCAGCUAUGUGUUCUUGUGUAACUCUGCAACACUCGCCCUGAAUAUUAGUGCAAUGACGCUCCUGCUACUCAAGCGGCGCGAAUGAAGCGAAUUGGACGUGAGCUGAAAAUGUCUCAAUUUGAGCGGAUAUUUGCGUCGUGAAAACUAAUCAGCAGGUUGCCGGGUGACAUAUGAAAGCGGACUGUUGCUCCCUGGUGUACAAAAUGGAGGACAAACUGAUCAUGUCGGUGUGCGGAUGCUCUGAAUUAUAUGAUACCUUUUCUUUCAAUUACCAAAAACGGACUGAAAAAGAGCGAGCCUGUAGGAGGUCGGAUUACUCGGUAAACUGUAAAAAAACUUUUAUCAUUUGAUCCCGCCGGUUGAAUUGACAGAGAUUACCGUUGAAAUUACUGUUGAUGCACGAAUGAAGCGAGUAAAUACUAGUCCUUCACGCGUCUAGAUUCGUGCGAAUUAAGCGAGUAGAUGAUUUUACUCGCACUUGGUUUGACCGUCCCAUAACAGAUGCAAAGAUGGUCUAAAAACUAGUUCACAUGUCAGGGUUUUGCAGGCAGAUGUUUGAAGUCUCACUGGUAUGUUUCCCGCCUUUAUCUCAACUCAUAAACCAAUGAAAUUACUGUAAAUCCAGACCGUAAUUUACACCAUGAUACAAGACGUUAUCUGAUUUUGGGAGACUGUCUGUGCUAACUGCUUGAAGACUUCCUCUGCAUUCAGCAAUGUGCAGCUGAAAUGCAGAUGUGAAGCUCUUGAUAGUCAGAGGGUACGAACCGUGCAAAUACCCACCAAUACCGUCAUAUGAGGAGGAGGCGGAGCUCUCUGACACGUGUAUCAGCUAUAGGCUGUAGUCUAGACGUUUGUGGUCACAUUUAACUCCAUCACACUUGAUCUUUGGCGGUCUACUGUGGCGCCAUCAGCGUUGGGGAAGUAUAAGUCAUAUGAGGACUACAUUUAUGGUGUGUGUGUGUGUGUGUGUGUGUAUGUAUGUGUGAUGACGGUACCGCAAAAUCCAAGACGUGACGGACUGUGACAUCAGUGGCUGUAUCAAACCAGUACACCCCCCACCACUAGCAGUUACUUGACUCUUAGAGCGCCACCUUCUGGGUAAUCUCUUAGACUGACAAAAAUGCUUCUGCUCCAUUACAUUUCUACCUCUUAAAGACAUUUCUAAACCCCCAGGAAGAGAGUAAAGGGAGGUUUUUUUUAUGUUUUUCUUGAUAAAUGCAGGUUUUCACUCAUGAUUCACGACUUUGUCUUUCCGGUUGAGGAUGAGUCAGGUGGUUUCCAUGUGAAAUGAAACCUGCUUCAUCAGGAUAUCUCAAAAAUCCUUCCUCGCUCAGUCUUGUGCUGUGCUUCAUGAAGUCAUCGACCUUUGUCCAGACUCCCUCUCCCCCCUGGGAAUGAAUGACCAUGUUUGGUGAAUCCGGCUGAAUCACACUGUCAUAGUUUGAGCAGGAAAUGGAUAACUUUCUGCGUCGCCAGAAUAGACUCUGACUUUCUCUUCAUGUUCCAGGAGACGAAGCAGAUAAUCGAGUGAAACUUCCUUGUUCCCGCUGAGCCCCUCUCAAGAAAAAUGAAUGAAUCUGACUUCCAUGGUUGCCCAUAAAUCAGUAUUUACUUCCUGUUUUCUGACCUUUGCUCUCUGUUCUCGUCUACUUGUCCACAGACAUGAUUCAGCCUGUGCGUCCCUCUCUCAUUUCACUGUUUUACAGUCUAAGCCUGAUCUCAUUUACAGUGACAGCGUGUCCGUCCUUUACCAGGCAGCGAUCCAAAUAUACUGUUUGCACUCUGUGUGUCUCCUCAAUCAGCUGACUGUGUGCGCUUCCUCCUAAAGUAAAUUUACUCUGCAAGGCGACUCACAAGAGCGGGCUUGUCAUCAGCUAAGCCAUAUAUCUGUCAGCCCACAGCCUCUUCUUUCAUUACCUCUGUUUUAUCUUCAGACUUCAAAAACAGACCCUUAUUUUUGGUCCUUUUUAAUGUCGAAUAUUUCCACUCAGGAGUUUCUUUAAAUCUGUAAGAGAGCGAGAAAACUUCAACAUGGAGAGGGGAAGUUUGUGUUUACUUGGUGAAAGUAUUUAUCUGAGAGAGCGGAGAGAAGAAUCUGUGUUUUGGUAGGAAUGGGAGGAAUGAGGAUCAGGACCACAGGGCAAAAAGUGCCAAAAAAAAGAGCUUCAGGGACACAGAGUUCAAAUUCAACUCAUUUACAUGAACAAGGGCGUGCAUGACUGCAACUGGAUUUCCAGGUUGCAAUGUACAGAAGGGAUUGAGUGUUUGUUUGCAGGCUAUUUGAGGCCUGUGCUUGGUUAAACAGGAAUUGCAGGAGCUUUCAGUUCAGCUGCGUUUCAUGAAAGCUUUUCAGCCUUGGCCUUUGUCCCUGCUUUGAAUAGCAAAGGUAGGAGUGCUGCCCUGAAAACGAAAGACAAUUGAAACGACCAACAGCUGGCAAUGCGGCGACAGUGAGCGCCUCUGAAGUCAAGAUCCAACCUGUCCUCUUCAUUAGGGCGAACAGCAGUUAGUUUGGAUUUUCCGGUUCUCCUUUUGUUUUGGGUCCCACAGGAAGAUUCGUGUGUGCGUCUGUGUGUGCGUCUGUGUGUGCGUCUGUGUGUGCGCCGCAGAGUUAAGCAACAGCCGGUUUACGGGCAGGCCUUAGUAAUAAUAUUCCCACGCAUUUCUGUGGGAAACCUCAUCAGCAAAUCAUCAGCACAGAGGUAAACAAAGUCAGCUGACUGUGCAGGAACCGAUCUGAGAGAGGAGUGUACACCACACCUCAGCCCGUGAACAGACCAUGUUUACUCCCAGGAUUAGCUCCAGCUUUAAAUAUAAACUGAAGAAGACUGCAGCGUUGAUUGCAUCACUGCAGUAAAGUCAUAGUCCGAAAAGUUUAUUGUGCUGCUCACAGUUUAAAACAGAGCGUUAAAGAAAGGUGAGGUCAUGUCAAAAAGAGACAUCAAAACAUUCGUGUAAGGUCUGUGAAUAAGCACAAACUAAACUCAGUCGGUACUUUAAACUACAGUUAAACUACAGUUAAGCUGUAGUGAAAACUACAGUUAAAAUACAAUAAAGCUACAUUUAAAAUAUAAUCAAACUACAGUUUAACAACAGUUAAGCAACAGUUAAAUUACAGUUAAGCUACAGUUCAACUACAUUUAAACUACAGUUGAGCUACAGUAAGGCUACAGUUAAACUACAGGUAAGCUACAGUUAGUGUACAGUUAAGCCACAGUUAAGAUACAGUUGAACUACAGUCAAGCAACAGUUAGGCUACAGUUAAGCUACAGUUCAACUACAGUUAGGCAACAGUUGAACUCCAGUUAAACUACAGUUAAGAUACAGUAAGGCUACAGUUAAACUACAGAAAAACUACAGUUAGGCCACAGUUAAACUACAGUUAUACUACAGUUAAGCUACAGUUAGGCUACAGUUGAACUACAGAUCAAAUACAGUUGAAUUAUAGUUAAACCACAUUUAAACAACUACAGUUUAACCACAGUUUAACUACAGUUAAACUACAGUUAAGCUACAGUUAAACUACAGUUAAAGCUUAAUUAGGUGAUCUAUGCUACAGUAGGUGGCGACGUGCCCCCUUUCGGCUCAUUACAUCACGUACCAAAACAAUCAAAGAACUCGUCAGAGGUUUUAUUCACCAGGUAGAGUAAGAGUUUUUAUUCACCUGUUACUUUUAUUGCGACGCUCUUUGAAGCUUAUUUAGUCUGACCAGAAUAAUCUCUUGAAUUAAACCUAUCAACUGUAAUUUGACCCGGGUCACGAUGUGAUUUUAUUCGAGGUCAUUGCAUCUUAUUUCUUCACUCAUCUGGGUCACCUGGAAAGCACCGUACAUGUCUCAAAGAAAGGGAAAAAUGGGUCGGUUAUCUAACCAAACUCCGGGGUAUUUUAAUGACAUAACACUGUUUAAUGUAGCGUUAAUUAAAGCUUUAUUUGUUGGUUUUACUCCUGCAUUAGUCAUAACAACUUCAUUUUUACUGGCAAUUGUGGUUGUUCAGUUAUGAGGAAGAAAGCUCCCAUGAUGCACGCUAACAUGAAAUAUAAUUGUUUAUUCAUGUGUGAGAAGGAGAGGCUAAGGUUGGCAGAAAUAACACAGAAGUAUUUAACAGUCAUCUUCAGGCUGCCAUCUACACCUCUUAUAAUACUUUUAGUCUUUACUGCUUUUAUAACUCUCGUAACUAUAAAAAUCUUCUUCAGAUUUGGAGAAACUAUCAGUCAGAUGUAUUUCUGUGUAGUCUGGGCAUCAUGUCUAAAAUCCCCUAAAUUCCCCAGAGAUGGCGUUAAACUCAAGGCGUCUUUUCUCAGAAGAUUUUGUUCGUAUUUUUAGUUUGUAGCUUUUAGUUUCUUUUCAGGUCUUUGCGAACGUUUGGAGUAACCCACAAAGGUUGGAAACCACCAUAACAAUUCUUCACCGAUCUCAACCAACCAGCUAAAAGCACAUUACUCUUUUUCGACUGUGUUUUGUGCCGCUGACGUAGUUGUGUGUAUCUGUGUGUUUGUUUAUGUGUGGGAAUAUAGUAGGGAGGAUGGUUCACAUGGUAAGGCCCGCAUGUUUCCCACAGUCCACAUCAUGCUGGUGGAGUAUCAGUCAAAUUUAAGGAAGUGGCUAAAAUACCAGCAGAGGUUAUCUGAUCUUACAGGUCCAUAAAUCCACUCAACCACAAAUACAAACAUGUUGUUGAUGUUGGACUAAUAAAUUACGUAUUCUGAGAAAGUCUUGACCAUACGCAUUCACAGUGAUGAUAUACCAUGAUAUCUUAAGAAAACCCAGUGAAUUUAUUGACCUGAGUGCAGCCAAUGAGUAACCUGCUAGAGAAGUGAAAGCCAGUGCCUUGUUGCUUUAAACCUGCAUUUUCCCGAGUGACCACCAGGGGGCGACUCCAUCAGGUGCAACCAAAAUACCUAGGGCUCCAUUUUUUUGGGGGGGGGGUUACUUACGCCGAGCUGCGCCGCUCAUCAAAAUACCAAAAUGUGCUUGGGCGAACCUGACUUAUGAUGCGCCUGCACCAUACCGCUGGCGAGGCACGAAAAUAGAGCCCAUAGUUUUAGGCGGAUCAGCUAUUUGCUUGAUUUCCUCACAUAUUCAGGAUCCUAAUCGAAUCUUUUAAUAGAUAAAUGUGCACUUCAGCAGCUGUUUUUGACCUUUUUUUGUAGUAAUAUCUCCAAAGUCUGUUUCUGUCCAAGUUAAAAGUUAAACAUUAAUAUUACAUUUACAGAGAAGUACACAUGCAACUCAUUAACCAAUUAAGAGCUUGUGUCAGUUGACGACUUAGCAUUUUGCUGACUCUUUGCUUUGCUGCUUCAUCCUGCUUGACCACAUUAUGUCCAAAAGGUUUGACUGUUGAUAGAAUUGACUGACGCUCUCGUGUAAAGACAAUAUAGGACACACAAAAAAAUGAUUUUGAUAAAAAAUGAUAAAAACUCUGCAGAAGUUGGGUCGCAAUGUAGGAACUGAGUUAAAAAAAGACAUUUAUGUAACUCUGACUGGGAAACCAUGUCUUUUUCUUAAGGGUUAGCACACGGACCUUCUGGUUAAGUUUCUCUUUGACCCCCAUCAGCCACAGUGUUACAGUUUGAUACCACACUCACUAAACUGCUGAUGUGACUUCUCGUUUACCAUGACUGCAAUUUCUUGGGAAACAGAAACUCUUCGGUGGAAACUUCAGCAAACACUCGUGGGUGCAGACAGCUGACCGACAAAGUCUUUACCAAUGUUUUGACACUUCUGUUUCUGUUGCAGAGACUAAAAAGACCAUCUUUGACUCCAUAAAUCAUACCUUGUUCUCUUAAAAGUGAUAUUGUGGGUCCUGAUCCUAAAAUACAUUUUUAUCUGGAAAUGAAAUAAAUUAAUACUGUCAAUUAUUCAGCAAUUGAACCCAAACCAACAAAAUGAGUCCUUGCAGUCUUAAAUGUUCCCAUUAAAAUGCUGUUUUGUAUUUUGGGAGGUCAAAGAAGCUGUGCACUGAUCUUUUGUAGUCCCUCAAGUCAUCCAAACCCCUUCUCCUGUACCUUUAGGCUCAAAUUAGCUGAUGCCAGACCGUUUAAACUUGGCUGAGGGUCACAGAUCACUGGUGCAAAGAGCGCCACAUCGUCAGCAAAACGUUGAACAGCAGUGUAGAGGUCGCCGCGCUCAGAGAUUUGGUUCAUUAAUCAUGUAAAAAUGAAACCAAAGAAACAAAUAUCUCUGAUUUCGGGAUGAAUUAGGACAGUUUUGGAGUUCAGUCUUGCAUGAUUCAACAUAAAUCCCAACCCUGAAAUUCAUGAUUGCACAAGAGUAAACACAUGCAAAAGCUUAAACUUGCAGGAGUAAGUAUGUGGUCCAAAAUCAGAUUGAUUUGAUAAUGAUGCAAAUUACACUGAGUGCAAAAUUUCAAACAAAAUCAAAUGCAUGCUGUUUUUUAUAUUAUUUUAAAUGCAUCACAAAGAUAAAGCACAGAAAUGUAGAGAUGAAAUAGGUCAGAGAUGCAGCGUGCUCGGGUCUGUUUGACUUUCAUCAUGUUUGAGAGCGCUGGGGUGGGGUGCGCCUGGCUGGUUAGUGGCCCAUAUCGGAGUGGAAAGUACCUAAAUGUUGCUUCCAGCUAAAAGAGAAAGAGACCUGAACCUGAUAGAAAAAAACUACAAUCGAGAGAGAUAGCAGUGUUGACCUGUUGUGGUUUAUUGAUGGAUGUGAGUGAAUAGGUCUGAGAGAGCUGCAGCUGUCAGCUGAGAGAUUUGGCUCAGAGACCCGGAGGUGUGCCUCUUCCUGUAACUCAAAGUUAAUUAAAUCAUGAAAUAAAGAAUUAAAGGAGCCGCACCUGUCAGACUGAAAGGCUUUUUGAUUUAGUCGCCCUGAGUGUGUGUCAACUUCUUUUACCGACUCCACAUGACCUUCCCGUCUAAAGGAAAAAACCUUUUCUGUGAAAUAGUUUGUGUCUCAUGACAUCAACUUCCUUGGAAAUUCUUUUAGCUUUCAUGUACCUGGGAAAAAAACUAAUUCACCAGUACUUCCUGUUUCAUCACAAGAUUUUACAAACACUUGAUCACUUUCAAUCCAAAAUCUCCGGCGUGGUUCUCGGCUAAAACAUUCGACUUUAAGGAAACUGGAGACACUUUACCGUAAAUUGAAUCCUUCUCCUUAGACGAAUGCAUAAUUUAUGUUUCAUUGAAUCAAUUAUUUAUCUUUAUUUUAUGCAGACGAUGCAGAUAUUUAUUGAUGAGUUUGUAUCUUUUCCUGCCCGGUGUUUUGCUGAUUUCUGUGCACCCACUGGAGGACGGACAUCACAAACAAGCUCAGGCUAUAAAUAUUGUAGUGGGUAGCAUCAGAUUACAUGCUAUUUAUUUGUCUCUAUUCAAAUAAACACGGAACAGAUGCAAAUAUCUCUCUGCUUUAGUUCUGCAGAGAGAAUAACCUGCAGCACAGUGAGAAACAGCUGACGUUCGAUCUGUGUAAAACCCGAAAAUAAGACCGUUUAGUUUAGAUAUUUCGAUGCCGACGCCUUUCCAGUUGGUGUUUUCAUCAUCUUAUGCCCAAAUAUAGUCUUGAGACGAGUAUUCCUCUCAUUACAGCAGUCUGUACUCAUGAUUUACUCACUUUAGGUGAGUAAGAAGCUUCAUUCGGACUCCACGGUUGUGUCACUGCAGCUGUUUCUGCGGCAGAUUCCCGACAGCUGAGGGAGGAUCAGCUCUGAAAAGCUGGAUGACAACAUGCAGCCUAAAUAAAAGACUCACAUUAUAUGUAAUUGGGAUUGCACAACAAGUCUGAGAGCACUUGUGUGAAUCGCUGGCUGUCAUCUCAUAUCCCCUUAAACCUAAAUUUGGGAUGGGGAAGGGUUCGCUGUCUCCUGUCUUCAGUCUGUGUGAUAUUUUUGAUUCACAUUAAGCUCACAGAGCAGAAGAAGACAGAGAGAUAUUAGAGACAGGGACUGAUAAUUUAAUCUGAACCACAUCUGGCACCGCUGCAGUUGACCAGUCUAAUUUAAUAAAACCCAAUCUCUUUGAAUGGUUUCUAUUUCUAUCUCUCUGUGGUCUUGAAAGCUCUUGGUAUCAGAUAUCUACAUGCACGAGCAGUUAGCGAUCUGCUUUGAUCGUAUAUCGAAAGUCCGACUCUGUUCUCGCUUCUCCAAUUGCUGGUAAACACGUGUAAUUCACAGGAAAGAAGAUAAGAUCUGCAAAGUUGCCAAACACAAUGUCGUUGCUAUCGGUGACACAUGGGUCAGAAAAAGGGAAACACCAAACAAGAGCGAGCAGGAUGAACUCUUUCACUUUCACUUAAUGAGCUGAAUCAUUUCACCAAAAAACAAACAAACAAAAACUCGUCUGCCGUAUGUCGACACGCUUUAAGGUUUCUAUUUCAUCUAUUUUACCGAAGACCUGACCCCAAAAUGGGACACUUUGUAAAUCCUCUCGAAAGACUGCAGACAGUCCAGUCUUCUACCACUCAGCCAUGCUGUUGUAAAAUUAUGCAGAUGUGGAUUUGCAUUGGCUCGCUGUAAUAUGAAGGUAUUGCUUUGCUUGUAUCUUGCAUGCUUCCUCUCAGACGUACAUCUCUGCAGACCUGAAGAAUGUUGCUCCAAAACCUGCAGAUGAAAGAUACCCAUGCCACGGACACUAAAGCAUCCUCAUACCAUCAGGGAUACUCAGUUUGUAGCUGUGCACUGAUAACAAGCCUGAUGGCCCUUUAAAUGGUCAUGUGACAUUUUCUCUCUUCUGCUCAGUCCAACUGAAGCUUUGACUCAUUUUUAGGCAGAUUUAUAAACAAUAAGUGCACAGCAGCAGGUUAAGUCCCCUCACGAUGGACACAUACACAUGCAAGUUCACAUUCGCAUUGACUUUAGAAACCAAGAGGACCUUAGUAAGUCCUCAGUCUGCAGCAGCCUCUCCAUGAUGAUUGGUGUUUAGAUCAUUUGUACGUCUGACCAGAUCAGCAGCUACAAAAACACGUCAGCGAGCAGAUGCAUAAAUAUGAUUAUGUAGGACAACAACAGCAAUUACUGAGCAGUCUGCACAGUCCUGAACUAACCCCGUGUUGUUCUGUCCACUCGCUGUUUUAACUAUGCAUGGCUCUGUGUCCUGACUGCAUGAAGGCAUCACAUUUCAGGAGCCUGUGCCACAAUUUGCAUCGCAUGCAUGAGGAAUGAGACUGAGCCUCACCUGUCUGAGUGCGACUCUUCUGUGCAAUAAUGUUUGUAAACUCCAGAUGUUUUGUAAUGCUUGUUUGUCUUACUUAUUUUCAGUGUAUUGUUAGGACUGUUUUUUUUCACACCAGCUCACAUACACAAACAUACACAUACACAAACACACACACACACACCUUCCUGCACACGCCCUCAGUGCAAUCAUAGGAUAACAUUUCAAACAUGACCACGCCAAGUGCAAUUUGGCUCGGGUGCAGAACAAUAUAUCCUCACAGCUGUAAAGACAAGAGCAGAUUAAACAGUGGAGCAGAGAUGGCUGUAUUGAUUCUCAGUCAUGUGUGUGCAGCACACCCACUCCUUUCUGACACGCUGACAAAACAGAAAAAUCCUGCUUCACCUUCAGAGUCUCUGUGCCAGCAGCAGUCAGGGUUAGUGAACCCGGAUGUUUAACAGCCUGAUCAGCUUAACUGAUUGGCAGCUAAGCUGGGAGUUUUUCAGAGUAGUUGCACCAACUAUGUGCCAAUAUUUUGACAGAAACAGAUCUUAUCAGAAGUUCACCAUGGUUAGUUCCUGUGUCUGUAUUUAGGGUAAUUCCUGCACCAGACUCUUUGUCCAAACCGAACGGACUCAAAGGUACAAAAAGUUCAGGAUUUCUUCAGAGGGUCUAAACCUCGAUAUUCUUUUGUUUCUCAUCAUAAAAACAACCUCUUAAAGUUUAUUUAGUUACAUUUUGAAACCGAGAACACAUGUUGCAUCGGUCUCCUCCGCACCACCAAACCCCAUUGACAAAAGCAGUAAUUUUACCACAGUGGACAUGACAGUUUCUGGUUUAAUUCUGCCAUUAUUGUUUGUUCCUCAUGUCAUUAUUUGUUAUAGAGAUAUUGUGUUGAACCCAAAUUUGAGAUAUAAACAACAAAAACACACUCAGAUACACACAAACCUGUGAAGUAAAACAGUUAACCAGCAACUUCCAUGUUCUGUUAAAACCCUAUAUUUGUCAAUGGAGUCUGGUAGCUUAAAAGAGGCUGACAUGCACUGUAAAAACUCAGUGUUUGUCUGAUUUCCUGUCUAAAAAAAGCCUUAUACAUGCACAUAUAUUGCACAUGAUCCAUGUUGCACACCUGAUGAUAAAGAUCAUUUUCCCUGUGAACACAUUUUUGCAGCUGCAGAGCAUUUCCACAAUUUCAAAGGAGUAAUUUGUGUGUGUCACGUAAACCGCCAAGCCCACACUGGGACCCAACAUUUUUUCAUGGUUUUGCGCUAAAUUACGCUCCACCGGGACUUCGCUUUGAACAAUUCCCCCUUAAAGAUACACAUUGGCUUCAAAUUUGGCAAACUGCUCACUCAAAUAAAAAAGCGGUGAGGCACAGUCAGGUGUUUGCCGAAUCCAGCCACCAUCCAGCAGAGCGCUAACUCUGAGGUUAUCUAACAGUCUGGCAGUGAGGUAAGUCCUCUGCAGGUGCUGGAUCAUGACUGUUUGCUUUAAAGUGUUUGCUAAAGUCUGAUGUAGUUUGUUUUCUGGCUUUUGCAGUUGCUGCGAUGUCCAAUAAGAAUCGACUCCUCUCCUCGCCGGACUAAAACCUCUGCCAGGAAGGAAGAUCAUCAGCCUUUAAAGAACAACAACAUCCUUAAUUACAUCCUCCACCACGCUCUGAUUCAAUAACACGGCACAUCCAGUUGUCUCUUUCUUUGUCCUGAGCUGCUGUGGUGAUCCCCCGGAUGUGCGUGCACAAAUAAACCAGCACUUUAAUUAUUGCUGACUGUGAAGUUCGAUUAGACGCCGGUCCUAAUCUAACGCUGGGCUUUAGAUUUUUUACUUUAAAUAUUCACCAUUUGGACGUUUUUCCCCAAGAAUUCAGCGCUUUUCUUGAGAUUUAACUGAGAAUUAAGUGAGUUUAUUAUUUUUCCAAAUAGGAAAUUUCAAUUUUAUAAUUUCUGACUAAAUAUUUUUGCUUUUCUGAUUACUUCUCCCCAAGAUAUCUGAGAGUAUUUACAAAAGUCAAAGCUCUGCUGUUUGCACUUUAUUAAAAAAUGUAAUAGUUUGUGUUUUUUGUUUUUAUUUUGCACCUUUAAGAUAUUAAAAUGUGCCUAAAUUCCAUAAACUGGUUCAGUGUUUGUGGAUGAGAGCUGCACGAUGUAACCCUCUAUUUUAAUUUACAGUAUAUAACGCCUCUUCACAUUUGGUUUUGCGGACUGUGCCUUUAAUUCCACAUGUGUGUAGGUGGAUGUCUCAUUUUGGAAUAAAACUCUGCAGCUCUUUGUU